UUUUCCGUCCGUUUUCAACCCUAAUAUUGGGAUGUAUUUUGACUUGUUAUGGAUUUAAACCGACUCAAUACCAUCCAAUCCACAUGGAUUAAUGGUGAAACGAACAAGCCCUUAAGUGUUGGAGAUCCAGGGAACCCGAUAUAGUAGGUGAUAAUCAGUAGUAAUUGAAACAGUAUGUGCGAUGGUCCAGACAGAUGGCUUUGGAUGGAAAAGAAGGCGCAGGGAGGAGGAAGGUGGUGUCUGUCCAGGCAAAGCAAAGCAAAGCAGUAAAGCAAGGAAAGAUAGAUAAAUUAAAAAGGAGACGUUGCGUGAAGACUAAGAAGCCUCCUAAUCUUUCUCUUUUAUUUUUUUCUUUUUUGAAGGAGGAAAGAGAUUGAGAGAGACUGAGAGAGUUGAGGAGCAAGCAAGCAGAGUGACUGACUGAGUGAGCCACUCACUCUUUUCACUUGCUAGCAUCAAUUCCAAUCCUGAAUGCCAACCACCAUCAUAUUCAUAAAUAUCCAUCUCCUGCUCAUCUGCGAUUGAAGCCUUCCAUCCGAUUCUUCCAACCACCCUAUAGCUUAGCUUUCCACACACAUGCAUCACCUGCCCACAGGCCGCCGCCGCGAGCCCCCCGGCGCCGGGGAACUUACCAGGCAGCAGCCACCACCAGCGGGGCCGGCGCCGGCGCCGGGGCACCACCACCGCCCACCACCAGCGGAUCGGGGCCGCCCCUUCUUCAUGCCGCCGCCCGCGCCACCGGGCCGCUCGCACAGCAACGAAGCAUCGCCAGCGGACCCGCCCAUCGCCAGCGCCAGCAGCAGCAGCAGCAGGCUGCCGCCGCCGCCUCCUCCUCCUCCUCGUCCUCGGCCGUCGCCACACCCACGCGUGUACGGCGACUACGACCCCGCCGAGGGCCUCCGCCGUCCCCCUCUCCCUCUGCCUCCGCCUCGGCGCCCGCCGUCCCCCUGCUCCUCCGCGCUGGCGUCCUGCCUGGCCGCGACGGCGUUCCUGCUGCUGUCGGCGGGCGGCGCCGGCGCUGCGCUGUUCCUGCUGUUCCGCCCGCGGCCGCCCGACAUCUCCGUGGCCGGCGUGCGCCUGCCCUCCUUCUCCGCGUCCAACGGCACCGUGGCCUUCACCUUCGAGCAGACGGCGGCGGUGCGCAACCCCAACCGCUCCCCGCUCGCGCACUUCGACAGCUCCCUCCGCGUCGCCUACGCGGGGGGCGACCUCGGCGCCGUCUACAUCCCCGCGGGGCUCAUCGACGGCGGCCGCACCAAGCACGUGUCCGCGGUCUUCGACGUCCCGGCCAUCCCCGUCGCCGCGCAGCCGCAGGGGGCCGUCGAAGCCGCCCAGCAGGCUCAGCCGCCGGUUAUCGAGGUCCGCUCGCUGCUGGUGGUCAAGGGCAGGGUCAACGUCCUGCGCGUCCUCACGCACCGCGUCCAGGCCGCCAAGCUCUGCCGCGUCGGGGUCUCGCCGCUCGAUGGCACGGUGCUCGGAUUCCGCUGCUGACUUCGUUUAUUUCUUGUUGCAGCUCAGCUUUCAACGAGAGAGAGAGAGAGAGAUGUUCCCUUCCCUUCCCUUUGCAAACAAACAAAUGACGAAUAUACGUGUGUGUAUUCACGUAGGUAGAUUUGGAUCAGCAACAACGACAACAUAGCAGAUCGAUAAAACCCACCGAGGGGUCGGUCAGUUAAUAGAGUAUACAUAGUCCCUAUCUAAGUUCAUAAGCAUCUUAUAAAGAUCCUAAGCAAGUUAGAGCAUGUUUGGUUUUAAUUAGUCCUAAGACUAAACUUUAGUCCAUAUAUGUUUGGUUUUAGGGACUAAAUAGAUUCUAAAGUCAUUAAAUACACUAUCCAAAGACUCAAAUACCCUUAGAAUAUACUCAUAAUAUUAAUUAUCUACAAAAAAAAGUAAGGGCAACAUGAUAAUUAUGGGUUUUUAGUCUCUUUUAGCACCUAUUUGAAGGACUAAAGGCUAAACCAUUUUAGUCCAUAUUUUAGUUCUAGUGUUUGACAAAAAAGGACUAAAAGGGACUAAAAACUAGAGACUAAUCUUUAGUCCCUCUAACCAAACACCCCUUACUAAGGUGCUGAGUUUGAACACUAGAAGUUCCUCACAUACUAUCAAUAAAAGUGUGCAAAGACUAAGCAAUACUAGUGUUGUAUUAGCACUACUCGCUAGUUCCACUACAUGAGUAUUAGUUACAAGAGCAACAACACAAGCGCCAUACAUGCUUCAUGAACAUAAACCACCACAUCCUAGGAUACUCAAUCAUUUGCAACCAAGUUAUGAAAGAGAGAGAGAGAGAGAGAGAGAGAGAGAGGAGAGAAGCAGAAAGAACCCCAAACAGGACCUUUGUCUCUUCGAUGAUGAUGAUUGAACAAGACCCAUAAUGGGGUCAUGUUGUGUUUCUCCUAGCUAGGUCCACCUGUUAUGCAAUAGCCCUCUCACCUAUUACGUCA
Molecule: messenger RNA, 2444 nt
Organism: Zea mays
Lineage: Eukaryota; Viridiplantae; Streptophyta; Magnoliopsida; Poales; Poaceae
Product: WW domain-binding protein 11
Exons: 1
Coding region: 577-1491 (304 amino acids)
Biological process (GO): defense response to other organism
Cellular component (GO): plasma membrane
Source: RefSeq, a predicted model, not a curated record